CUCUAGCCCCUUCCCGGAAUACCCACAUGGCCUUGGCAGUCUGGGACAGAAGCCAAACUGGAAAGGUACAAAGGUUCAAGAUCUUGCAGACAUCUGAGGUCUCAUGGGGACAUUCCAACAUUCCAGACUGCUGCCUACAAUGAUGCUCUGAGUCACAGUCUUCGGGCCAAGGCGCUGGCAACCAUUUGGAACCCCAGGACGGCCAACCUCGCUAACCCCCUGAACACGCAGGAGCCUAGUGUGAGUCUGGCCUGAAGUCAGGGCACACACUGGAGAAAGCCUGCUUUGUUCAUGGAAAGAGGAAAGGAGACAAGGACUUCCAGUGAGUUGCAGCAAACUUUCCACCAUCGGAAGGAGCCCACCUUCCUUAUCAGCCAUGCCAGCCCUUGCCCAGUAACACGGUGUGUCGAUUCCGGGGAAAAAGCCGAGACACUGCUUCAGAAAGCUCGGCCUGGCACUGUGAUUGUGUCCAGAGCAUCAGGCAGGGGGAUGAGGUCAGCAGGGCAACCCAGUCCCCCGGUCAUCCCAGCCCGUAGGCCAGCCUUCCGGGUCUGCUACAUCUGCGGCCGAGAAUUCGGGUCCCAAUCCCUUACCAUCCACGAGCCUCAGUGCCUGGAGAAGUGGCAUACAGAGAACAACAAGUUACCCAAGCACCUGAGGAGGCCGGAACCUUCCAAGCCACAGUCUCUGGGCAGCAGCGGCACCUACAGCCUCCAGGAGGCCCCUGAGGCCGUCUUCCAGGGUACCCAGGCUCAGUUGGCACCCUGCGAGGUGUGCGGCCGCACCUUCCUGCCAGAUCGCCUCCUGGUUCACCAGAGAAGCUGCAGGCCGAAGGCUGAGGGUCCCGGAGCACCUUCUGAUGACCUUCCUGGUCUCAGGAAAGCCUCCCGUGGAGUCUCUGCCCGCCCCAGGACUCUCCCAUGCUACAUCUGCGGUAGGGAUUUUGGGAGCCUGUCACUUCCUAUCCAUGAGCCAAAAUGCCUGGAGAAGUGGAAGAUAGCAAAUGAGCAGCUGCCCAGGGAGCUCCGCCAGCCGCUCCCGCAGAAGCCUCAACCCCUUUUGUCUGGAUUGGCCAGCCACGAGGGACCAAGUCCAGUGGCGCUUGUGCCCUGUCCCUACUGCCACCGGACCUUUGUCCCAGACCGUCUUCUGGUGCACCUGAGAAGUUGUGCAGCUCAACUGAGCAGGACCAAAGGGCAGAGCCCAUCUCUAGGGACUCAAGGUGGCCUCCAGGAAGCCACUGGUGUCAAGCAGCACGGCAGUACGACUGCACCUAGCGUGAUGGAUAAGCCAACAAUGAUAAGGCGUCCACCAACUGUUGUUUGUUACAUCUGCGGUCGUGAAUAUGGAACAAAGUCGAUUGCCAUCCAUGAACCACAAUGUCUGAAAAAGUGGCACAAUGAGAACAACUUGUUGCCUAAAGAGCUAAGGAGAUCAGAGCCUAAAAAGCCAGAAGUCAGGACCAUUACUGCCAAAGGUUUCUAUGAUCUCGAUGCCUUACAAGAAGCGGCUUGGACAAGUGCCCAGAGCCAGCUGGUCCCCUGCAAUGUUUGUGGGCGUACCUUCCUGCCAGACAGACUGAUUGUUCACCAGCGAUCUUGUAAACCUAAAGCUGCCAAGUAAAGCCCUUCUCUGUGUGC
Ochotona princeps (American pika) is the source of this 1640-nucleotide messenger RNA. RefSeq names its product zinc finger protein 475 (gene ZNF475). The transcript is spliced from 4 exons. Bases 292 to 1623 code for a protein of 443 amino acids. NCBI's taxonomy places the organism in Eukaryota, Metazoa, Chordata, Mammalia, Lagomorpha, Ochotonidae. The record is from RefSeq and is a predicted model, not a curated record.